UCUGUCGCAUCGCAACAAUCGACUUCUUGUACGUACGCAUUAUCAAUAAUCCCGGACGCAGCGACAAGAAGGGUCGCGGGAGAACAACGAAAGACGUGAUGGCAUCAAAAGUACGAUCCGAGGAUGAAUACGGAGGAAAGGUCAACCGAGCUAUCGUUGACACCGGGGUGAAAAUGGCAACUGGUUUGUUGGUUGGUGGUGUGUUUUCCUUAGUUCUUUUGAAGAGAAGAACAUGGCCUGUUGCAUUUGGAGUAGGAACAGGAUUUGGAAUGGGCUACAGCAACGCAGAAAAUGAUUUUCAGAAUAAAAAUGCUGCAUUAUUGAAAAGAUUACAGAAAGUAACCCCCAGCACCUGAUAAUAGCCAUCUAAUGACAUUUGAUAUUUAUAUGUUUCAUGUAUGACUGUGAUUGGAGAGAUGUAAUAAAGGAUUCUCAUGUAA
This is a messenger RNA of Ostrea edulis (European flat oyster), 440 nucleotides long. RefSeq names its product MICOS complex subunit Mic10-like. The transcript has 4 exons. Gene Ontology annotation, cellular component: MICOS complex; mitochondrial inner membrane; mitochondrion. NCBI's taxonomy places the organism in Eukaryota, Metazoa, Mollusca, Bivalvia, Ostreida, Ostreidae. The record is from RefSeq and is a predicted model, not a curated record. Bases 99 to 356 code for a protein of 85 amino acids.